Glycine soja is the source of this 1753-nucleotide messenger RNA. Its product is annotated as E3 ubiquitin-protein ligase At1g12760-like. The record is from RefSeq and is a predicted model, not a curated record. NCBI's taxonomy places the organism in Eukaryota, Viridiplantae, Streptophyta, Magnoliopsida, Fabales, Fabaceae. The transcript is spliced from 5 exons. Bases 193 to 1359 code for a protein of 388 amino acids.
CAUGGUCGAUUCCACGCCGCAAACCGGACAAAGAGCACCGGAUGAUGAUUGGUCGUCAUCAUUCCCGUAUUUAAUUUAUUUUCCAAUUCAACUCUUGCAGAUAGGUAAGCUAUCUCUUCUCUUCUCUUCUUCGCAACCAUGUUCUGAACCCACUCGCCGAAUCGGCUUCUUUCAAUCUCAACACGUAACAACAUGGCCACCACAAGGUCAUCGUCCGAGGACAUCGUCGAUUCCACGCCGCUUCUCGCCAAUUCCGCCGGCUCCUCCGACGACCUCACCUCCGGCCGUCGAUUCGCGCGGCGUCAGCGGCUCCGGCAGGCGGCUCAGUUCCUCAGGCAAGCGAGCGGGCGCCGGAUGAUGCGCGAACCGUCGAUGCUGGUCCGGGAGGCCGCGGCGGAGCAACUGGAGGAGCGGCAGAGCGAUUGGGCGUACUCGAAGCCGGUGGUGGUUCUUGACAUCGUGUGGAACUUGGCGUUCGUGGUUGUGGCGGGGACCGUGCUGGUUUUGAGCGCGAGCGAGGCGCCUGGCAUGCCUCUGAGGUUGUGGAUUGUAGGGUACGCUAUGCAAUGCGUCCUUCACAUGGUUUUCGUUUGCGUCGAAUAUAGGAGGCGGAGGAGGCAGCAACCCGCUGCCGCCUCGUCAGUGCAAGACAGGGUUGGGAGCAGCAGUGGGAAUUUGAGUGUGUCUUCAAGAGAGGGUUCUGCUUCUGCCUCUGCCUCUGCGCAGAAUGUGUUGUUGGGCCAACUCGAUGACGAGAGUACUAGCAGUGUUGCAAAGCAUUUGGAAUCAGCCAAUACAAUGUUUUCAUUUGUUUGGUGGAUUAUUGGAUUCUACUGGGUAUCAGCUGGGGGUCAAGCAUUAGCCCAAGACUCUCCUCAGCUUUACUGGCUAUGUAUAAUCUUCCUGGGUUUUGAUGUUUUCUUUGUCGUUUUCUGUGUUGCACUGGCAUGUAUCAUUGGAAUUGCUGUUUGCUGUUGCCUUCCCUGUAUCAUUGCACUUCUUUAUGCAGUUACAGACCAGGAAGGGGCAUCAAAGGAAGACAUUGAGCAGUUGUCAAAAUUUAAAUUCCGAAGAAUUGAAAGCAAUGAGAAACUUACCGGUACUAUACAAGGACCUGUUGGAGGAAUAAUGACCGAAUGCCAGGCUGAUUCACCUAUUGAACAUGCUCUUGCUGAGGAGGAUGCGGAAUGUUGCAUCUGCCUUUCUUCUUAUGAUGAUGGGGUUGAGCUAAGAGAACUUCCUUGCGGUCACCAUUUUCACUGUGUCUGUGUGGAUAAAUGGCUGUAUAUUAAUGCUACAUGCCCCCUCUGCAAGUAUAACAUCUUAAAAAGUAGCAACCUCAGUCAAGAGGAAGUGUAGAAGAUCGAUGUCAGGAAAGUUUUUGGCGCCCAUGUUGAGGAAUCUGCACACUUUCGAUUCACAGCCAUGUUAAUAUACUUUGAUACAGGCCUAUACAGUUGCUCCUGCUGCCGUUUGCUGUUAUCAUGUAAUGAUAGCUUUUUUGAUUGUUUGUAGUUAUUGUGGCUUCUUACUGGUUGUGUAUAUCAGUGUUGUUCAGUGCAUACCGGCUAUAAUUAUCUCAAGAGGCAAUUUGGUUGUAUUUUUUUUUUGGGUUUUAUUGUCGUCAUCAUUGUUGUUGUAUAUGGACCCAUAAUGUCUUGCUUAAGCCACUGUGGAAUGGUUUAUCAUGUCUCGGUAUAUGUUACCAAAAUAUUUAGCCCAACUGCCUCCAUGCGUUUCACUUGGCAACUUA